CGUGACCACCCAGGGCCCUCCCCCAACCCACUGGCUGCCUGCCUUAGCCAGCCCGGCCCGCACCACCCCAGACCCUAUAAGGCCUGGGAGCUGAGAGCCCAGCUGCCGGCUGCACCGCCUGUCACUCCAAGGGACCCCCACACGGUCCAGCUGCCUAGAGUGUUACCAUGUCUGCUCGAGAUGGAGGCCAGGAUCCCCCCAAACCCAAGGGCAAGACCCUGGGCAGCUUCUUUGGGUCCCUGCCUGGCUUCAGUGCUGCCCGGAACCUGGUGGCCAAUGCCCACAGCUCAGCAAGAGAGGCCCAGCCAGCUGCCGAGCCUGCAGGCGCUCCAGCCGAGGAGGCCGCCCAGUCCCAGGCUCAGGCACCCGCUGACCCGGAGCAGACGGCCAGGGGGUUAGAGAAGACACUGCCGCCUUCAGACAAGAUGAUCUCCGGCGCAAAGGACCUGGUGUCCUCCCAGAUGGCCAGGACCAAGGAUGCUCUCUCCACAGGAAUGGCUAGUAUCGUGGACACGGCUAAAGGUGUGGUCCAGGGAGGCCUGGGGAUGACCCAAUCCACGCUAACAGUCACCAAGGAUGCUGUGGCCAGUGGGGCAACUGGGGCAGUGGGUGUGACCAAAGGGGCCCUACAGACCGGUAUAGACACCGCCAAGACAGUAGUAACAGGCACCAAAGAUGUAGUGUCCACUGGGCUCACUGGGGCAGUGAACAUGGCCAAGGGCACAGUCCAGACUGGCAUGGACACCACAAAAACCGUCCUGACUGGCACCAAAGACACUGUGUCCACUGGGCUAACUGGAGCCAUGGGAGUGGCCAAGGGGGCCAUCCAGACUGGCAUGGACACCACCAAAACCAUCCUGACUGGCACCAAAGACACCGUGGCUACUGGGCUCACUGGAGCAGUGAGCAUGGCCAAAGGCACAGUCCAGACUGGCAUGGACACCACCAAGACUGUGUUGACCGGCACCAAAGACACUGUGUCCACUGGGCUCACUGGAGCCAUGGGUAUGGCUAAGGGGGCCAUCCAGACUGGCAUGGACACCACCAAGACCGUCCUGACUGGCACCAAAGACACCGUGUCCACUGGGCUCACUGGAGCCAUGGGAGUGGCCAAGGGGGCUGUCCAGACUGGCAUGGACACCACCAAGACUGUCCUGACUGGCACCAAAGACACCAUGUCCACUGGACUCACUGGAGCCAUGGGAGUGGCCAAGGGAGCCAUCCAGACUGGCAUGGACACCACCAAGACUGUCCUGACUGGCACCAAAGAUGCUGUCUCCUCUGGGCUCACUGGAGCCAUGGGUAUGGCCAAGGGGGCAGUCCAGACUGGCAUGGACACCACCAAGACUGUCUUGACUGGCACCAAAGACACCAUGUCCACAGGACUCACUGGAGCAAUGGGUGUGGCCAAGGGGGCUGUCCAGACUGGCAUGGACACCACCAAAACCGUCUUGACUGGCACCAAAGACACUGUGUCCACUGGGCUCACUGGGGCCAUGGGUAUGGCCAAGGGGGCUGUCCAGACUGGCAUGGACACCACCAAAACCGUCCUGACUGGCACCAAAGACACCGUGUCCACAGGACUCACUGGAGCAAUGGGUGUGGCCAAGGGGGCUGUCCAGACUGGCAUGGACACCACCAAAACCGUCUUGACUGGCACCAAAGACACUGUGUCCACUGGACUCACUGGAGCCAUGGGUGUGGCCAAAGGGGCUGUCCAGACUGGCAUGGACACCACCAAGACUGUCCUGACUGGCACCAAAGACACCGUGUCCACUGGACUCACUGGAGCAAUGGGUGUGGCCAAGGGGGCUGUCCAGACUGGCAUAGACACCACCAAGACUGUCCUGACUGGCACCAAAGACACCAUGUCCACUGGACUCACUGGAGCCAUGGGAGUGGCCAAGGGAGCCAUCCAGACUGGCAUGGACACCACCAAGACUGUCCUGACUGGCACCAAAGACACCAUGUCCACUGGGCUCACUGGAGCCGUGGGAGUGGCCAAGGGGGCUCUCCAAACUGGCAUGGACACCACCAAGACCAUCCUGACUGGCACCAAAGACACCAUGUCCACUGGACUCACUGGAGCCAUGGGAGUGGCCAAGGGGGCUCUCCAAACUGGCAUGGACACCACCAAGACCAUCUUGACUGGCACCAAAGACACCAUGUCCACUGGGCUCACUGGAGCCAUGGGAGUGGCCAAGGGGGUGGUCCAGACUGGCAUGGACACCACCAAGACCAUGUUGACUGGCACCAAAGACACCGUGUCCACUGGACUCACUGGAGCCAUGGGAGUGGCCAAGGGGGCUGUCCAGACUGGCAUGGACACCACCAAGACUGUCUUGACUGGCACCAAAGACACCAUGUCCACUGGGCUCACUGGGGCCAUGGGAGUUGCCAAGGGGGCUGUCCAAACUGGCAUGGACACCACCAAGACUGUCUUGACUGGCACCAAAGAUGCUGUCUCCUCUGGGCUCACUGGAGCCAUGGGUAUGGCCAAGGGUGUUGUCCAGACUGGCAUGGACACCACCAAGACUGUCUUGACUGGCACCAAAGAUGUUGUUGCCUCUGGGCUCACUGGAGCCAUGGGAGUGGCCAAGGGGGCUGUCCAGACUGGCAUGGACACCACCAAGACUGUCUUGACUGGCACCAAAGACACUGUGUCCACUGGACUCACUGGAGCCAUGGGAGUGGCCAAGGGGGCUGUCCAGACUGGCAUGGACACCACCAAGACUGUCCUGACUGGCACCAAAGACACCAUGUCCACUGGACUCACUGGAGCCAUGGGAGUAGCCAAGGGGGCUGUCCAGACUGGCAUGGACACCACCAAGACUGUCCUGACUGGCACCAAAGACACCGUGUCCACUGGACUCACUGGAGCCAUGGGAGUGGCCAAGGGGGCUGUCCAGACUGGCAUGGACACCACCAAGACCGUCUUGACUGGCACCAAAGAUGCUGUCUCCUCUGGGCUCACUGGAGCCAUGGGUAUGGCCAAGGGUGUUGUCCAGACUGGCAUGGACACCACCAAGACUGUCCUGACUGGCACCAAAGACACCGUGUCCACUGGACUCACUGGAGCAAUGGGUGUGGCCAAGGGGGUUGUCCAGACUGGCAUGGACACCACCAAGACUGUCUUGACUGGCACCAAAGACACCGUGUCCACAGGACUCACUGGAGCAAUGGGUGUGGCCAAGGGGGCUGUCCAGACUGGCAUGGACACCACCAAAACCGUCUUGACUGGCACCAAAGACACUGUGUCCACUGGACUCACUGGAGCCAUGGGUGUGGCCAAAGGGGCUGUCCAGACUGGCAUGGACACCACCAAGACUGUCCUGACUGGCACCAAAGACACCGUGUCCACUGGUCUCACUGCCGCAGUGAGCAUGGCCAAGGGCACAGUCCAGACUGGCAUGGACACCACCAAGACCAUGUUGACUGGCACCAAAGACACCAUGUCCACUGGACUCACUGGAGCAAUGGGUGUGGCCAAAGGGGCUGUCCAGACUGGCAUGGACACCACCAAGACUGUCCUGACUGGCACCAAAGACACCAUGUCCACUGGACUCACUGGAGCAAUGGGUGUGGCCAAGGGGGCUGUCCAGACUGGCAUGGACACCACCAAGACUGUCUUGACUGGCACCAAAGACACCGUGUCCACUGGGCUCACUGGGGCCAUGGGAGUUGCCAAGGGGGCUGUCCAGACUGGCAUGGACACCACCAAAACCAUCUUGACUGGCACCAAAGACACCGUGUCCACUGGGCUCACUGGAGCCAUGGGUGUGGCCAAAGGGGCUGUCCAUACUGGCAUGGACACCACCAAGACUGUCCUGACUAGCACCAAAGAUAUUGUGUCUACUUCAAUCACUGGGGCAAUGGGAGUAGCCAAGGGGGCUGUUCAGGUUGGCAUGGACACCACCACGUCCAUCUUGACUGGCACCAAAGAUGUUCUGUCUACUGCAAUUACUGGGGCAAUGGGUGUGGCCAAGGAGGCUGUUCAGGUUGGCAUGGACACCACCAAGUCCGUCUUGACUGGCACCAAAGAUGUUCUGUCUACUUCAAUCAGUGGAGCAAUGGAUGUGGCCAAGGAGGCAGUCCAGAUUGGCGUGGACACCACCACGUCCAUCUUGACUGGCACCAAAGAUGUUCUGUCUACUUCAAUCACUGGAGCGAUGGAUGUGGGCAACGAGGCCAUCCAGACUGGCAUGGACACUACCAUGACCAUCUUGACUGGCACCAAAGGUGCCAUGUCCUCUGGGCUCAGCAGCAUAGGGCAUGUGGCCGAAGAAGGUAUGCACACUGGGGUGGGCAUCAUCCCAAACUGGUUACCCGAUUCCAAGGCUGCCACCUCAGUUGGACUUGCCAGUUCCAGGGCCCCAGAUGAAGGAGAACAAACCAUCACAAGCCCCCCUCAGGCUCAGCUCAGCAACCAUGGACCUCUGUCAGCUGAGGCCAUGUUCAGCCAAGAGGCCACCCUGGGCAAGGUGGAUGCUGCUCCCGGGGCCACCACUCAUGGCCAGGAAGGAGCCCAGGGCUUUGCAGCACUCCGGGACGAGCUGGAGGAGCUGGGAGAGAUCUUCCAGCCCAUGAGCGCCGAGGAACAAGCUCAGCUGGUUGCUACCCAGCCCAGGCGGAGGGAGGUCACGGCCGACCAGGGCAGCUACUUCGUGCGUCUGGGUGACGUGGCCCCCGGCUUCCGCCAGCGGGCUUUUGAGCACACCCUCAGCCACCUGCAGCACGGCGAGUUCCAGGCACGGGAUGCGCUGGCCCAGCUUGAGGAUGUCUUCAGGGAGAUCGAGGAGGCCCAGCAGGCUCCGGCUGGGGAUGCGAGCAGCCAAGCAGAGGAAGCUGCUGCUGGGGAGGUGCUGGCCACUGGGGCUCUGUCCAGGGCCUGUGACCUCGUCCAGCAGCUCCAUGUGGCCUACAGCCGCCUGGCCUCUGGCCUCCAGGGCCUCCCCACAGAGCUUCAGUGGCAGCUCCAGCAGGCUCGGCACAGCAUCUGUGAGCUCUAUGGCGUGGUCUCCUCGGUCGCCACGGUGGCGGAGCUGCCAGUCAAGCGGCUGGCUGAGAGCCGCCAGGGUGUGGGCCAGGCGUGGCGGGGCCUGGAGCAGGUGCUGCGGAGCGUGCAGCAAGGCCCUCCACUUGGCUGGCUGGUGGGGCCCUUCGCCCUGCCCGCCGAUGGGCAGCCGCUGUAGGAGCUCCUCCCCUGCCCGCAACCAGCUCCAAGCCCCGGAAGCUCUGGGUCCUGGAGUUCCACCACACCAUGCACCUGGUGCCAGGCCUGUCUGUACCGCCCACCUGCCUCCCUGGGCACGAGCUCGGCUGGUCCUUCUGGUUGAGGAACCCCAGGCAGCUAAGACCCCCGGUGGUGGGCCUUAGCCUGAAGAUCUCGAGCAAGCGCUCAAGAAAGGGUAUGGUGCCUGCCUAGAAAGUUCUCCACUCUGCACUCUGACGAGGGCCAUUUUAUCUUUUAUAAACUCUGGGGGCCUUCCACCCCAGCCAGGGUCCUCUAGCCACCAGUUAGCAGGCAGCCCUGCUCCUCCAUCCUGGGUUCCAGGGAGCUCCAUCCUUGCUCUGAAAGCACAUGUCCAGCAGCUAACAGCGCACACCCCCGAACAUACCAGAAUGCCGUCGUCCUGGGGCAGGUGGUCUCCCGUUGCCUCUGCUGACCUUGGCGGGAGGCCACAGGGCUUUGUGAAGGCAAAGCUGAAGUAACUGCCACAACUGAGGGCCAGAUGGUGCAGGUGGUGGGGGGCAGUGAGUACAUGUCCCCUCCUGAUGCAGCCCACCAGCCAGCAGCACCCCGGGUCACGGCUGAUCACAGGGGUCCAGAGCUGAUGUUCUGAGGCCCUGGGCCCAGAAGCUGCCAAUGAAGGAAUAAAGGGAGGGACCCCAGGGAACUCAUGACAGAAGGUGCUCAAGGGACUUCCCUUGAGGUCCUGCAGUUUAGGUCUCUGGGCUUUCACUGCUGACAGUAUGGGUUUGAUCCCUGGACAGGGAACUAAGACCCCACAAGCUACGUGGUGUGGCCAACCCCCUACCCACAAAACAAAAACAUGUUUGAUGUGUUCAGGUCCUGGUCACAUGCUCCACGCUGGAGACCGGGGGAUGGGUUGGCAGCUACUGGACAGGCUUCCUUUCCAGCCAUGCCUUCCUUGAGUCCUCAAGGCACUCUGGGAGGUGGGCUGCACACGGGACGGUGGGGCCGUGGAGGUCCAGUCCCCCUGAUCCUGCUCCCUGGGGCCCAGGAGAUGCUGGGAGAGCUGCUGACCACCAGUAGCCUAAUAAGCCUUGUCAAGCUCCCCCCCUCGCAGAGCCCAUCACACCUGCACCCCCCAGCUGGCCACCUCCCUGACAGAGGGCUCGAGAUGCCCCCUCUUCUCAGAAAUAAUCAAGUGCUCUGAGCCCCGGACGAAUGCACAAGCUGUCCCCAGAGGAUCACGUCUGCCAGGGGAGCUGGCCAAGGUGGGACACCGGGACCAGUCUGGGACCUUCCCCAAGCCUUUCUUGCCUUUUUGCCCAUCCCAGAUGGUCAGCAGAGGGGGUGACGCUGGAAACGGUGAUUCACAGAAUCCGAGUUCAGUGACGGUCUCAAGUCCAAUCAAACCACAGUGGGGGGUGCCAGGCCCAGAAAGCAGAACCACGCCCGGCCUCUAAUCCACCAGGACAGAGAGGCUGGGCCACCAGCAGGACACACAACAGAAGCGACUGUUUAAACAACUGCCUGCAGGUGCUUGGUUGGGCAACACACACACAAACACACCACACACACACACCACCCACUACCCCCCCUUCCCUGGUCUAGAGAAACACACACACACACACACACACACACACACACACCCCCACCCACUACCCCCUUCCCUGGUCUACAGAAACACACACACACCCCCCACACACUACCCACUUCCCUGGUCUACAGAAACACACACACACACACCACUCACUACCCCCUUCCCUGGUCUAGAGAAACACACCCACACACACCCACACCCCAACCCACUACCCCCUUCCCUGGUCUAGAGAAGCUCAGAAUGGAGGUGCCACUCACCCCACAUCCACAACGAGGCCUGCCCCCCAGGCCUUCGCCCUCCGAAUGUCAAGGACAACAGCUCGCAGCACCCCUCCUGGUAUUUCGGGAAAGACCUCGCUUACCCUGUCUCCCUGCCCCUCAUCAGCCCUGCAGGGCCAUGGGCACCGUCAGAACCAAGUUCAUAUCCGCGACUAACAGUGACCUUGUGCUUUAAAACCCUCUGUCCCCGGACUGGCCCUUGACCACUACUUAGAAAACCAAGCCAAUAAAAGUGACUUUUUUUCAUUAUAAAAACCCUUUAUAGUAAUUUCAUGUGGGUUGGAAACCACAGAAAUUAGGCAAAAAAAAAAAAAAACCCAGGGGGACAAAUACAAACGAACAGCACAG
Molecule: messenger RNA, 7417 nt
Organism: Bubalus bubalis (water buffalo)
Lineage: Eukaryota; Metazoa; Chordata; Mammalia; Artiodactyla; Bovidae
Gene: PLIN4
Product: perilipin 4
Exons: 8
Coding region: 168-5192 (1674 amino acids)
Cellular component (GO): plasma membrane
Source: RefSeq, a predicted model, not a curated record